Phalacrocorax carbo (great cormorant) is the source of this 1128-nucleotide messenger RNA. Lineage: Eukaryota; Metazoa; Chordata; Aves; Suliformes; Phalacrocoracidae. The record is from RefSeq and is a predicted model, not a curated record.
AUGCCGGGGCCGUGCCGGUGCCCGCCGGGGCGGUGACCCCCCCCAGGGCAGCCCUGCCGAGCCGAUCACCACAGCUGGGGUGGAGGAUGGCCAAGCGGCUGCUGGUGGCCUACGGGCUGUGGGCGCUGGGGGGGCCACUGGGGCUGCACCACCUCUACUUGGGCCGGGACAGCCACGCGCUGCUGUGGAUGCUGACGCUGGGCGGCUUCGGCGCCGGCUGGCUCUGGGACUUCUGGCACCUCCCCGGCUGGGUGGCUGCCGCCAACGGGGCCGAGGCAGCCAGGGACCGCGGUGGGACCGUGCCGGCCCUCAGCCCCCUGCGCCUGGUGGGGCAGGUGACGGUGGGGAUGUAUUUUGGGCUGGUGGCAGUGCUGGGGCUGCCCUGGGUGCCAGUGCUGCUGGCGCAGCCCCUGGCUGUGGGUCUGGGGGUGCAGCUGGUCUCCUCGGUGGGAGACCAGACGGCGGAGGCACCCAGCAUCCUGGCCGCAGCCUUCCUCGCCUCCCUCCUGUUCCAGGGCCGGGUGCUGGCGGUGCUGCCCGCCAGCCUGGCCGCCAGCAUCGCCGCGCAGCGGCACCGGCGCUACAAGCCCCGGGGGGUGCCGCAGCCCCGGCUGGCCGCCCGGCUCUACCACCUGGGGUUGGCAUGCCUGGCCUUCGCCGCCCCGCUCGCCUGCCGCGGGCUCUGCGGUGCCAUGGGGGUGCUGGGCACCCUCCUGGCCCUGCCCCGUGCUGCCACCGAGCUCCUGCUCCUGCCCCUCCGCGCCGGCCGGCUCCUGGCAGAGCUCCUGGGCUUCGCUGGGGGCUCUCCGGCACAGGACGGUGGCACCGGCUUCAAACCAAGCAGCUGGAGCGAGCGGCAGCAGUGGGCGUACGAGGUCCUGGGCCUGCCGGCGGGUGCCUCUACCGAGGACAUACACCGGAGCCACCGGGAGCUGGUGAAGCUUUGGCACCCAGAUCACAACCGGCACCGUGCCGAGGAGGCCGAGAGGCGCUUCAUUGAGCUGCAGGAGGCCUACGAGGAGCUGGCGGGGCCCAGGAGAGCGGCGGCAGGGUGAUGCCGGCAGCCCCCGCUGCACCGGGGACCAAGAGGGGCGGCGGGGGGAUUUGUAAACACACGGUUUCCCUCUC